AUGGCUGACACCAAACUUCUCGAUGCUGAACAGGAUGUUGCCGCUGAGGACCUCUGGACUCUCGUCAAGCAACUCAGAGUCCGCGAUCUCGUCAACGCCAUCAAGCAGAUCACCUCCGACGACUUCCAGCAUCUCGCCAAUGUCGCCAGAGGUCGUCCUUUGAACCUCGAGACCUUCGCUUUGCUCUGCAAGGAGUUCAUCAAGACGCGCACCGGUCUUGCCCUCCUCAGUGCGGUCAUCGCUAUCAUCUGCACCAUCGUCAUCUCGGUUUAUGCCACGCAGCUCCCCUCUCCUGUCUCUGCUGGUCUGCGUCUCAUGAAAGCCGGACCUUCUGCUGGUAAGGCGCCUAGAUCAACCGCCACUCGUUCAAACUCCAGCGUUGGCGGAGUCAUCGAGACUCUGCAGAGCGCUGUUAUGACCGGCUAUGAAGAUCCCGUCGUCGUUGCCUUUGGUCAGGGAACCAUCGUUGCUGGUGUCAUCUUCGCCGCUUACAAGCUGUGGAACAUGGACAAGAACAUGAGCAAGCGCAAGAACACCUGA
Molecule: messenger RNA, 540 nt
Organism: Aureobasidium namibiae CBS 147.97
Lineage: Eukaryota; Fungi; Ascomycota; Dothideomycetes; Dothideales; Saccotheciaceae
Exons: 2
Coding region: 1-540 (179 amino acids)
Source: RefSeq, a predicted model, not a curated record